Molecule: messenger RNA, 3712 nt
Organism: Cherax quadricarinatus
Lineage: Eukaryota; Metazoa; Arthropoda; Malacostraca; Decapoda; Parastacidae
Source: RefSeq, a predicted model, not a curated record
GAGUAUCCUCGUAGUCCCUGUCCGGGAGGUCAGGAUCCUGGAGCUGUUGUUUUCAACAUUAAAAUUUACUGUUUUUUAGUCAUGUUGCUCUGAUCAACAAAAUGGAGCCAAUUAUAUGCUACAUCUGCAAUGACAAACGUCGAAUUGCAGACACCGACACGUCCGAGACAAGAAUUACUAAUAGCUCCAAUGCAGAAACGCUCAAAGAAAUUUUGAUUAGGGCUCUUUCCUUAGGAUACGUUGAAGAUAAUUCAGAUAAUUCAACCGAACGUGAUCAGGGGAAAUUUAGCAGUGGGAUAUGCAUAGUUUCUUUAAAUUCUCGAUACGAUGGAGGGCUUGAGGCUGUAAGUGAAAGGGUUUUAUGUGACAGUGUCAUCAUCUGUAGAAGAUGCGAAUCACUCUUGAGAGAUUUUGAAUAUCACGAAAGGACCUCUGCUAAAAUAGCUGAAGAAAUAAGAAAGUUUUUGACCAGACAGGGAGUAAAUGAAAAAGAAGAAAUAAACAUAGAGAAAAAUGGUGAAGGUGGACAUAGUGUUAUUCCAAAAGCUGCUUUUAGCACAUCGGUUAUAAAGCACCUGGAUGAGAGGCAGGGGAUACUGGCAGCUUUCAGAGCCUUAAGGAAAUCAGGUGUAACAGGGGCAAAGAAAAGGGGAAGAAAAAGAAAAAAUGAGCUUGUUUCUACCUCAGUAAUAAAUGAAAGUGGAGAGGAUGAAGUUGGUGAAGACAUAGAAAAGGCUUUUGCAAAGGAAAUAGCAAAUGAAAAAAAGAGAUUACAUAGUUUAGCAUCCUCUAGGUCUAGUAAGCGAAUUCAAAGAAGACGAGAAGAUGGUUUGGUUGUUAAAUGGGGAGAUGCUAUGUAUGAAACUGAAAAUAGUUCCUUGGAACCAAAUGUAGAUGCUGAUGAUAUUUUUGAUGAUGAUAGUGAGACGUGGUCAAAGCAAGAUUCACAACCACGGAAAAAAAGAGGGAGGAAGCCUAGUCAGCAUCAUUUGAUAAGGUUUACUAAACCUGCUGGUAAUAAUUUAACUCAUCAAUCACAGGAUCAGUCUGAUUUGAAAUAUCAGUGCCCAUUUUGCUACAGGUAUUAUAUUCCCUCUAAUUCUCGUAUACAUAACUGUACAUCUUACAAGAACCAGUUGAGGUGUCACCUUUGUAAUAUUUUCUUUACCUCAUAUGUAAGACUGGAAAAGCAUCUAGAAGUUAUACACUUGAAGCAGAAACAGGUAAAGUGCCAAGAAAAAAAUUGUCAGUUCAUGUGUAUUUCAGAGCCUGCAUUUGUAUUGCACAAGCAUUUUCAUUUCCUUGCAGCCUUUAAAGUUGAUGGGAAUGAAGAAGAAACAUACCUAGAAGAUAAUAUAACUGAGUUAGAUAGAGAGCACCAUAGGGUUACACAUGCACUAGAUCCAGGAGAUGGUGAAGUUACAAUAAUAGAUGAUAUUCAGGGUAUUCUCACAUCCCCUGAUAUUGCUGACCAAGUGUCAUUUUUACUUGACGAGAAAAGCUUCCUCACUGAUGGUCAGCCGAUUAACAUAACUACUGAUAAAGCAAGUACAAAAGCCGUAAAAGAUCAAAGGAACAUACUUUACAUUGAAAGUAGCAUGAGAGAGGAUGGGAAAACAGAGCAAGGGAAAGCAAAACUAUUUAAACAAGAAAUCAUCCCUAAUAAGUCAGACUCUGUAUAUAAAAUAGUGAGGAGAGAGAUUCAGUGUCCUUUUUGUGAUAUGAGGUUUGAGUCUCAGAAAACAUUCCAGGUUCACAUGAAGGAAAUUCACAUAAUGUUGUUUAAGGCAAAAAGUGAUCGCAGUAUUGGAAACAAGAUAGAAAAUGCUAAAGACACUGUAAUUAAUAAAGUAUGCAGAGUUAAUGUUAAUGUAAAAAAAAACUUCAACAUAACACCCGAGGACCUGACAUACACAGUAGAAAGACUCAAAGGAAAACUAAGCAAGCCUUAGAUUUAUAUGAUUUGUCAGAGACAGCCAGUGAUUGCAAAGCUUCAUACACAGUGGAAAGUGACUCAGAAUGUUUUUGGGACAUUCUUGAAAAUAUAGCAGAUAAUGAUACUGAGGUAAAAGAAAAAGGUGACUCGCCAAAUAAGAGCAGCACACUAAAUACAAAAAGAUUACACAAAUGCUUGGAAUGUUCUAAGGUAUUUUCUUCUAAUGCUCAUUUAAAAGAACAUGAGGUAAGCCAUUCUGACAGGCAACCAUACCGAUGCAUAGUCUGUGAUAAAGGUUUUAAGAGAAAGAAUGCUUUAAGCAAGCAUGUGCGCAUUUUUCACCCAGAUGGACCCGAUACUGUUUAUUGUUCCUGUGGCAGGGUGUAUGCUUCUCAAGAAUUGAUGGAAAAACAUAAAGAAUGUAGUGGAAGUCACAGAUUGUUAGUAUGUCCGGAGUGUGGAGCAUUAUACAAAACUGAAGCAAGUCUAAAAAGUCAUAUGAUACUUCAUAGAGACAUUGAAGGCAGUGGCUCUAAUAAGUCAUGGCCAUUUACAUGCCAAUCUUGUGGUGAAAAAUUCAGUAGUCAAGCAUCUUUGAACAACCACAUUGGGAAUUUUCACAGGACCAGUGAUUUUCAGUGCCAACAUUGUGACAAGGUUUGCAAAACUAAGCAGUUACUUACUCACCAUUGUUUAAGAAAGCACAAAAUUGGUAAUACAGAGUUUUCUUGUCCGGUGUGCAAUAAAGUGUUUAGUAUAUCAAAAGAUCUCCGUCGUCACCUUCAGUCUCAUAAUCCACAAGGAUUACAUAAAUGUUCUGCUUGCCAUGCAAAAUUCAAAACACAUUCCACUUUACAGUCUCACAUGAGAAUACACUCAAAAGGUAAACCUUAUGACUGUGUUUUAUGUCUUCUUCCUUUUGAUACAAUUGAAAACUUGAAAAGUCAUAUAUUUUCACAACACAAUAUUGAAGUAGAUGUGAAUGAAUUUUCACAGCACUGGAAUCGUAAGUGCCUUGUGUGUGGGCAGAUUUUUCUUCGUCGCUCUGGUCUUGCAUUACACAUGAAAUCGCAUUUAGAGUCCCAUACCACUGAACUUUUAUUUGUGGAAAACAGCAGUGAUGAUACAAGUGUUAGUAAUGAUAUAAAGAAUGAACUUAACAAAGCACCACACAAUAGUGUACAAUUUACGGCACUUACCGAAUCUAAGGAUGAGCAUAAAACAUCAACAGAAAUUAAUUGUUCAGUGAAAGUUCAAUGUAGAGAUAUAAAAGAGAGUGACAAAAAUGAAAGUGAGAUACAAGCAAGACUGAAAAGCCAAAACACAGAGGAAGAGAAAAGGAUGUCUCACUAUAUCACUAUAAUGGAAUAUCUUGAAGAUGAUAAGAGCAUGGAAACUAUGUGCAAUGAUGCAGAAACUAAAACCUCACUUAUGCAGGGUAAUGCAUGUGUAACUGAGCAUGUUAUUGAGCCAAGUGAAGAGAAUGCAUGCCAAGAAACUAGAAAUGAUUCUAAUGUUGAAUAUAAAAUUUCUAAUAUGCAUGAAAUUCCUGAUAUUGCAAAAGUGCCUGUCUCCAACAAAGAAGAGGAAACUAAAUAUAUUUGUGGAGAAUGUGCACGUGUGUUCACUGAUGUUGAUGAUCUCAAAAAUCAUUUACAAACAUGUUACCAACAAGACACUAAUGAUGAAUACGUAGUUGUAUUUGAAGUUGAUGGAAAUCCGUAAAAUAUUGUAUUUAUUACAUUUUUAAGCAUGUAAUAAAAUAUUGUACUAUUA